CGGUUUCAAUUAGCGCCGCAGCUUGGUUGAUGUUACCCCCUGACAUAUUUAGAACCCAACAUUCUUCUUCAUAGUUAAUAGCAUCAAGAAGCCCCCACAGCAAAAGGACUUGGGGAAAGUAUUUUCAAGAGACCUCCAAAAAAAAAUUAAAAUAAUAAUAAAAAAAAAAAAAAACACAUUCAUUCCAUUCUCUAGGUUGCAAGAAUGGGGAAACCUCGGAUGAUAAUCCUUAUCCGUCACGCCCAGUCAGAAGGAAACAAAAACCGUGAAAUUCACCAGUCGGUUCCGGACCACCGAGUGAAACUUACGCCAGAGGGGCAGAAGCAGGCCCUCGAAGCUGGGCGUAGAUUGCGGGCCCUCCUGCGCCCAGACGAUACCCUUCAUUUCUUUACAUCCCCUUACCGCCGCACGCGUGAGACGACUGAGGGCAUCCUUACGUCUCUAACGUCAGACGAUCCUUCACCGUCGCCCUUCCCAAGAAACACAAUAAAAGUCUACGAGGAACCACGGUUAAGAGAGCAAGACUUUGGCAACUUCCAGCCAUGCUCAGCAGAAAUGGAGCGCAUGUGGCAGGAGCGUGCUGAUUAUGGGCAUUUCUUCUAUCGUAUCCCGAACGGAGAGUCCGCGGCUGAUGCCUACGACAGAGUUAGCGGUUUCAAUGAGUCAUUAUGGAGACUCUUUGGGGAACAAGACUUUGCUAGCGUAUGUGUGCUGGUCACACAUGGGCUUAUGACGCGGAUAUUUUUAAUGAAGUGGUACCACUUCAGCGUUGAGUACUUCGAGGACCUUCGAAACGUCAAUCACUGUGAGUUUGUAAUCAUGAAGAAGAGCGACGACGAUGGAAAAUAUGUCCUUCAAAAUAACUUGCGCACUUGGUCUGAGUUAAAGCGGGAGAGAGAGAGAGAACGGGAGCGGGAGCGAGCGUUAAAGGGUGAUUCAGGCGCUUUAAUUAGUCCUGACCUCGAGAUGGAGUCGCAUGUCCCUAUCAGAAGGAAAUGGGGUGGCUGCCCCAACGGGUGCAAUCAUUCUGCAGUGAAGUUUUGGAAAAGACGGCCUCAACGGCAAUAUACAAACGAGAUAUUGGAGGGUGAUACAGCAACAUAUGGAGGCAGCAAUGAUACUCAAUUUGUUGCGUCGCAGGCCAACCCAGGAUAUAGCUGGGACAUACCUGUAGACAAUCCAUCUAGCACACAUUACCACCAUGCCCCUCCUUCGACUUCUUCAUCGUCACCAAAUUCAACGCCAUCACACAUCUCCCUGAAUUUACACGUGGAUUUCAAAUCCCAGCUGGAGUUGUCAUCAGAACAGGAGCUGAACAGGAGCCAGAACCAAUCUUCUACAUCCUUUCACAAUAGAAAGGGACCACAUAACCAUCCCACGCGCCUGGGCGGACGGGACGGCGGCGGCUCCGAAAGCGGCGCAACGAGCCGUGCAACAUCAGAUAACGAAGAGGUCGACAACGUUGGCUAUAACAAUGAAAACUAUAAGCAUGUUGCAGCUAGCAUGCAAAGUGGUAGACAAAGCCAUGGGCAGCGCCAGUUGCAAAGCAACGACCGGAGGCAAGGACAUGGAAUCGCGAACUCAUUGGGCGAUCGAGACGACGACGACCGUUCUGCGGGCAAACAAGGCCUGCUAGAUGAUGACGACAAGGACGGGAACGAUCGUGAUAUUCCUAAAGCCGGUCCCUAUUCUAGCGAUGAGCUGGAAGAGGAAGAGGAUGCUGUCCUUGAGAAGGCAAUACGAGAGGAUCGGAGUAUUCGAGGGUCGGUUUAUUAGCACGGAAAUUUAUUGAUUGCUCAAGAUUUCUUUUUCUUUUUACUGGUCCCCAGUCGCUGAGUACUUUACCGUCGUCUAUUUCGUUUCUCUCAUUGAUGCGCUGGAAAGGCGGCUCCGAGCGAUGAUCUCUCGACGAGUUUCACGGACCUAGCAUCAGCGAUUUCGCACCUAGGGUACACACCAACUCCUCGAUCACACUACGCUCUUGGUCCGGUAUCGUGGUCCCGAAACCUUGAACCCGCGCAAGAAGCCUUAUCCAGGUCCAAUCUCGGCCCCUUUUCGAUUCUGCCACGGAUAAAAACAGGAUGAGGAAAGAGGACUAAACAUUAUGAUGAGAUGAGACCCUUAUAUCACACCCACUCACUCCACCGUCGCCUUUACUCCCUACGGCGAUGUAUAUGAAAAACGAAGAUCCCAAUGAUGCUCUACGAUAGUGGAAACGUGAGAGAUGAAUUUCGGAUGCCCAAUUGGAGUAUAGGGUGAGGCCUUGUAGGAACGAAUCCAAAGAGAAAUAAAACAGGUAUGUCUAUUCCCAGGAGGAAUGGAUUGGUUUUCAUUAGAUAGUAGUUUAAAUGAAAGUUCCGCGUACCUUGACGGCGCGACCCCUUUUUCUUUCAGUUAUACCUGGCGUCACUUGGCUUUUUCGUGUAGAUCGCCCAAUAAUAGUCAAUCUAAUGUACUGUCUGUGCAUGUACCAUCCCCGACUGCAAACCCUAGUAUAUGUUACUGGAUAAUAGAAUCCACAAUUCUCUCAAGAACAAGCCAUCUGAUACGAAAGGAAACCAUGGCCUACUUUGCAAACCACCGUGGUAUAUUCAGUGAGAAUUGGAAACAUGAACAACAAAAUAGUUAC
Blastomyces gilchristii SLH14081 is the source of this 2629-nucleotide messenger RNA. RefSeq names its product phosphoglycerate mutase. The transcript is spliced from 2 exons. The record is from RefSeq and is a predicted model, not a curated record. Gene Ontology annotation, molecular function: phosphatase activity. The coding region runs from base 205 to 1776 and encodes 523 amino acids. NCBI's taxonomy places the organism in Eukaryota, Fungi, Ascomycota, Eurotiomycetes, Onygenales, Ajellomycetaceae.